Phyllotreta striolata is the source of this 2945-nucleotide messenger RNA. The record is from the annotation of a GenBank genome assembly. Lineage: Eukaryota; Metazoa; Arthropoda; Insecta; Coleoptera; Chrysomelidae.
AGUUGGCGUUCAAAUUCAUGUUUGGAAACUGCGUAAAGUUUACUUUCAUUAUCCCGAAAUUUCCCUAACAAUAUUAUUGGACAAAUUCCAUUUUUUGUAACCUACAUAUACAUAGGAACCGCGAACAUGGGAAGCGCUUCCAGCUCGAACGCCUUCGAACGAAACGACGCCGACGACGUUUACAGGGACCCGUAUUGGAUCAGCGACGCGCGGAGUCCUUCGGGCGCAGCACCGGAAUCGAAUCGAAGCCAAAAUCGAAAUUCGCCCGAACCUCACGCGAAAUUAGAUUCAAACGAAACCGUUUCGGCGAGACUUAGCGAAGAGAACAACGCGAAAUUGGACGAGUUCAGGGCGGAGUUGGAACGUAAACGCGAACAGAGGAAAGCGAUUAUCGAGGAAAAGCGGAAGGAGAUGGAGGAGUUGAAAGCGGAAAUUGAUAGAUUGAAGCGGGAGAACGACGAACUGAAGUCGCCGAAUAUAAAUCCCAGCGGGGAGAUGGACCGUUUGCUUAAAGAGAACGAGGAACUGAAGAACCUGUUGAAGGAAAAAUGCUCGAUAGUGGAGGAGAGUGAGUUUUUAGCGAACAAUAAUCGCGAAUUGAAAGGGAGUAUCACCGAAAUGCAGGAUGCCCUGCGACGAUUGAACGUGGAAGUUUCCAAUUUCGAUAAAGAAAGGGAGAAUUACAAGAAGCACGUCGUCGCUUUGAAAGACGUUAUUGCAGUGUCGAAAAAUAUGCUCCAAAUAAGAGAAUCGCAACUAAAAGAGUUAAAGAAGAAAGUAGAAAUUAUCGAGCAGACGUUAGCUGACAAAGAAAUGAACGUCAUGUCGGACGGUUUGCGACAGGAAUACGAACGACAAAUCGCCAACAUGAAACGACUCAAAGAUUUAUACGAAGAAAGAAGAAGAGCCGAAAGAAGGGAAAAAGACGAAAUUUCCUCGCAACUACAAGACGCUAAAAAAGAUUUAGAACUCCAAAACAAAAAAAUUAGUGAACUAGAAGCAAGAAUUUCCGAAUUAGAACUCGACAAUUCCAACAAAUACGACUCGAUCAAAUCUCUCGAAUUAAACCUAGGCCUUAGUAAGGCGGAAAAUCGACAGUACCAAGAGGAAUUAUCGGUAAUUAAUCAACUAUUUUCCGAAACGUUACUAAAAUACAACACCAGCCAAGAACUAGACUUGGACAAACUACAAAAACAACUAGAAGACCACCAUGGACUCCUCAAAGAUAUCGUAAUCAACGAAGUAUCCUCAGAAGUUUCUUAUGCUCUACCGAAAGUACUACUGGAAUUAAUUAACCAGCUAAACGAUGUAAAAGAUACCAAUAUUAACGAACAAACUGAAUCAACCAACGAUCCACAAGCAUCUUCGACCACAACAACUCGCCAUGAAAUGAAUAGCGCCGAGGAAAUCGUACAGAAUCUUCCAAAAGUGUGGCGUGUUCUAAUAGAGCUUCUCAGUCACCAAAUACUACCAAACAAUAUACUAACCUACGACGAGGAAACUAAUGAAAAUCCUUGUUACAAGGAAAUCGAAACGGCGAAAGGAACUAGCCUGGUAUUGAGCGUUAGCCAAACGUUUAUCAGAUUAAAAGACCUCAUUGUCGAAAAAAAAUCGCUCGAAAAGGAAACAGCGCACCUCAAGCACCUGAACGGCCAUUUGGAAAACCGUCUGCAAGACCAAGAGAAACGAUUGGAGUUAGUUCAAAACGAACUCUCCAAAACCUGGCUAGUGGUGGGAAAACUCCAAAAGCAACACCACCUGCUCCACACCCAAGAGAAAAUCCUACGGUACGAGCUGGCCCAGAAGCGCAAGCUCCUCAACGAGCUCAAAGCAGAGCUGGAAUACAGCAGGGAGAAGUGGACGCAGGCCCGAGAAAAGAACACCACCACCGAGGAGCAAUGGAAGCAAUUACGAAAGGAAUUCGCCAGCAGGAAAAACACUACGACGUUCGAUGAAUUCAACAACAGCGCCGAAAGCGGUUACAGCGACGACAGAGAAGGUUCCAGUGACGAUGAACCAGGUUAUGAAACGGACGUUUCGGAAUGCGAUAAGAAGAUUCCUGUUGCUUCAGCGAGCAAUGAAAAUGCUGGUGCUAUUGUGGAAGAUGUUGAACUAUCUUCCACCGAAGAUCAACCAGCUGUUUCUAGUACUAGUUUAAUUCCUGACGAAGCUAAUUCGUCUGAAUUGAGUGUGAAUGUGUCAACAAGAAAAGAUGAAGAAUCUAAGGACUCGGUAGUGUUAGAAUGUGGUAGCAAGAAUCCAGUAGCUUCAGAAAGCGAUACUGUGGAAGGUAUUCAAGAAGAAAACGUACCAGAAUGUUCUUCUAAGAACCAGCCUGGCACGUCUAGUUCUAGUAAAGUUUCAGCUGAACCUAAUAGUUCUAGAGUGGAAUCAAGUUUGAGUUUUGAUGAAAUGAUAGCAAGAAAGGAAGAACGUUUAAGGAGAUUGGAAGGUCAAACUACGGAUUUGGUGGCUCAGGCUGCUAAUACAGCUAGCCGCAGUGUAGAAAUUUCGAAUAAAUUAGAUACUCUGCACGAAAUAUACGGAGAAAGUAAUGAACCUUCUGAUAAUACAGCAGGCGAUUCAACUUCGGAAGAAUAAAAGUAAGUCUGAAUAAUAUGGUUUUUAUUGUUCCAAAUGUUCUACAAAAAAUAUAUACGUUUUUUAUUAUUUAUUGAAAUUAUUAACAUUUAGAUUCAUUAGUCUUAACGAGUUUUAUAAUUUAAUGGUAUUAGAAUGAUACUGUUCGACGUUUUAUUAACUUUCGAACAAAUAUUUUUUUAGAAUAGCUUUAAAUAAUUUUGUACACGUAAAUAAACACUAUUUAAUAAACAAUACGUACAGUAUUAAAUUAUUUGGAAUGCGAAAUGAGCCAUUUUAUGGGCGAUCAUUCGAUUAUAAUGUAGUAGAAGAGGAAGACGAUGAAUAAUAAUAAAUGAUGUAGC